UUCUCCUGUUCCUCGCCCCCUUCUUCCAUUUUCUCCCCCUUUGAUAUUUUCAGUAUCCAUCGAUCGCAUAACAGCCCGAAAAGAUCGAUGCCGACCAAGGGCAAAAGUUAUGCAGAUUACGCGGGGCUGAUCAUCAUGGGAGCAGUGGUCUGCCUGAUGGUGAUCGCGGUUUUGGCUGUCGCUGUCUUCAGCUGGGGCUGGAGUUGGUUCGUGGGACGACCACGACCUUUGUCGCGCCACAUCCGCCGCACUCUUCCCUUACGCCAGUUUUCAGGGCAGGAGGAGCAGGCCACCUGUCCAAUUUGUCUGGAGCAUUACAGGGAUGGAGACGUAGUGCGGCGGCUUCCAGACUGUGGGCAGGUCUUCCACCAGUCCUGUGUGGACCGGUGGUUUGACACCCACUCCACCUGCCCCAUCUGUAGGGAGCGGGUGGUCCCCUACGUGGCCGGAGGGGAGGUUGAGAUGGCGGCGAUAGGGAACUAGCUAGCUAGUUGGCCCUAGGCUUUUUUUUUUCUUCUAUGUAAUUAUUGUUGUACAAUAAAACCUCCCAUGUACGAUAUAAAUUUAGUCCAUAAUCAUAUGAAUAACAUGUUUGUGUUUGAAAUCAAUUCUCUCUCUCACUUCUACGUUUAUGGGCAAUCAAACACAUGACUAGUAUUCAUACGAUCCUUUGCAUUUUCACUUCAUUUAAUCCAACACAAGACUAAAUCGGAAAGCUUGGU
Linum trigynum is the source of this 722-nucleotide messenger RNA. NCBI's taxonomy places the organism in Eukaryota, Viridiplantae, Streptophyta, Magnoliopsida, Malpighiales, Linaceae. The record is from the annotation of a GenBank genome assembly.